AUGACUUCCAAGGCUUCACUUCUCUUGUGUCUCAACAUCAUCUUCUUCACUAUGGUUAGCUCCACAUAUGUCCCAUGCAACCCACCCCCCAAAACUCCCAAACACCCAUCUGUCCCAAAACCACCUUCCCCAAAGCAAGCAAGUUGCCCCAAAGAGACUAUUAAGUUUAGUGUUGUGUGUGCUGAUGUGUUAGGUUUGAUCAACGUGCAACUUGGGAAGCCACCAAAGACCCCAUGCUGCAACCUCAUUCAGGGUCUCGCUGAUCUUGAAGCUGCUGUGUGCCUUUGCACUGCUCUCAAAGCUAAUGUGUUGGGCAUCAACCUCAAUGUUCCAGUGAACUUGAGCUUGCUUCUCAACUACUGUGGAAAGGGUGUUCCCAAGGGAUUCGUCUGCUAUUAAUGAAUAAACACUUCUAUAAUGU
Molecule: messenger RNA, 421 nt
Organism: Glycine soja
Lineage: Eukaryota; Viridiplantae; Streptophyta; Magnoliopsida; Fabales; Fabaceae
Product: 14 kDa proline-rich protein DC2.15-like
Exons: 2
Coding region: 1-399 (132 amino acids)
Source: RefSeq, a predicted model, not a curated record